AAGUAAAUGCUUCCGAAUGCUACAUAAAUAUCAUAAAUAAAAUCUUUAAAUCUUUAAAUCUUUAAAAUCAUCUUAGGACUUUCCUUUAACGCAAUGGAUUCGAAAAUUGUUUUAUUUGCUAUACUCUCGAUAAAUUUACAACAAUUCACACAAGGCGAAUUUCAGCAAAGUCUAGCCAUAACCGAUAUAUUACCUGAAGAUAUAAAACGAUAUGAUAAGAUGAGACCGCCGAAAAAGGAAGGAGCACCUACUAUUGUUUAUUUUCACGUCACAGUCAUGGGUUUAGAUUCAAUUGAUGAAAAUUCAAUGACUUACGUUGCCGAUAUAUUUUUCGCUCAGACAUGGAAGGAUCAUCGAUUACGUUUACCUGAGAAUAUGACAACUGAAUAUCGUUUACUUGAAGUUGAUUGGUUAAAAAAUGUCUGGCGUCCAGAUUCGUUUUUCAAAAAUGCUAAAUCAGUUACAUUUCAAACCAUGACUAUACCCAAUCAUUAUAUGUGGCUUUACAAGGACAAAACUAUAUUGUAUAUGGUGAAGUUGACAUUGAAGCUAUCGUGCAUUAUGAACUUUGCAAUUUAUCCCCACGACACGCAAGAGUGUAAACUGCAAAUGGAAAGUUUAUCUCACACUACGGACGAUAUGAUAUUUCAAUGGGAUCCAACGACACCGUUAGUGGUCGAUGAAAAUAUUGAAUUGCCGCAGGUUGCACUGAUACGCAAUGAGACCGCCGAUUGCACCCAAGUCUAUUCAACCGGAAAUUUUACUUGUCUAGAAGUUGUCUUCACUCUAAAGAGACGCCUGGUAUACUAUGUUUUCAAUACUUAUAUACCGACAUGCAUGAUUGUUAUAAUGUCGUGGGUUUCGUUUUGGAUAAAACCCGAAGCGGCACCAGCCCGUGUUACACUCGGUGUUACAUCAUUGCUUACUUUAUCGACGCAACAUGCGAAAUCGCAAUCAUCUCUCCCCCCUGUAUCUUACCUAAAAGCGGUCGAUGCAUUCAUGUCUGUCUGCACGGUGUUUGUGUUCAUGGCUUUAAUGGAAUAUUGCUUAAUCAAUAUUGUCUUGAGUGAUACACCGAUACCAAAGCCCAUUGCACCCCCGCCUAAACCGGCCGCAGAACCAGCUAAAAAAGAACCAGAUCCCAAACCGGAGCCAGCUCCGAAGCCAAUCGCAGAUGAUAAAAUUGAAAAAUUAUUCGAUGAGAUGGUCAAAAAUAAAAGGGUAAUGCAUACUACACGACGAGUGAUUAAACCUCCAUUAGACGCUGACGGUCCUUGGAUACCGCGACAAGAAUCUCGUAUUAUUUUGAAUCCUACUAUCGCCCCGGCACCACCACCCCAACGUGUACCACCCGUUCCACCAGCACCCGAACCUGAAAAACCGAAAUUAACGCCACAACAACAACGUCUUAAACGAGCCAUUUAUAUUGAUCGUACGUCACGUGUACUUUUCCCGGCUCUCUUUGCCACGCUGAACGGAAUUUAUUGGGCUGUAUUUUAUGAAUAUUUGUAAAGCCGAUAUCAACAACAAAACUUGUGCUGAAUAACAUUUCAAAGAUUACUAAAAAUGUAAAUACGACAACGCAUGUCGCAAUUUGUUGAUAUAUUACAUUUUAAUAGUUAAUAAAAUAAAAAACAAAAAAUGUACAAAGCUCUAUUACUACCAUACUAAUACAACGAGUACUUUUACGAUCGGAAAAUUAUAUAAUAUUAUGAUAGAUAAUAAUAUAUGAAAUAAUAGAAAAAUACUA
Molecule: messenger RNA, 1750 nt
Organism: Glossina fuscipes
Lineage: Eukaryota; Metazoa; Arthropoda; Insecta; Diptera; Glossinidae
Gene: ort
Product: glycine receptor subunit alpha-4
Exons: 5
Coding region: 94-1512 (472 amino acids)
Biological process (GO): chemical synaptic transmission; chloride transmembrane transport; nervous system process
Cellular component (GO): membrane; synapse; neuron projection
Molecular function (GO): extracellular ligand-gated monoatomic ion channel activity; transmembrane signaling receptor activity; neurotransmitter receptor activity
Source: RefSeq, a predicted model, not a curated record